AUAUUCCUGAAAUACCAGAAAGCAUCUCAUUCUGCAGAGCACUACAGGUAGCAGAUUUCAGUGGGAAUCCACUGACUAGGUUGCCUGAAAGCUUUCCUGAAUUACAGAAUCUAACGUGUCUUUCAGUAAAUGACAUCUCUCUACAAGCACUACCUGAAAACAUUGGGAAUCUUUAUAACCUGGCUUCACUGGAACUUAGAGAAAAUUUGCUGACAUAUUUACCUGAAUCACUUGCCCAGCUGCAGCGACUAGAAGAACUUGAUUUAGGAAACAAUGAACUUUAUCACUUGCCCGAAACAAUUGGUGCACUUUUCAAUCUUAAAGACCUCUGGUUGGAUGGAAACCAAUUAGCCGAAAUACCUCAGGAAGUAGGAAACCUGAAAAACCUGCUUUGUCUGGAUGUUUCUGAAAAUAAAUUGGAAUGCCUUCCUGAAGAAAUUAGUGGCCUGACUUCUUUAACAGACUUGCUUGUUUCUCAGAAUUUACUUCAGGUCUUACCUGAUGGCAUUGGAAAAUUGAGGAGGCUCUCCAUUCUGAAGGUGGAUCAGAACAAACUUAUUCAGCUAACAGAUUCAAUUGGAGACUGCGAAAGCCUUACUGAACUCGUUCUAACAGAAAACCAGUUGCAGUCAUUGCCCAAGAGCAUCGGAAAACUGAAGAAGCUGAACAAUUUGAAUGCUGAUAGAAACAAAUUAACAUCUUUACCCAAAGAGAUCGGGGGGUGCUGCAGUCUUAACGUCUUUUCUGUACGUGACAACAGAUUAUCUCGAAUUCCUUCUGAAAUUGCACAAGCCGCUGAACUUCAUGUCUUGGAUGUUGCUGGAAACAGGCUUACGUAUCUUCCCCUCUCACUGACUACCUUAAAGCUGAAGGCUUUGUGGUUGUCUGAUAACCAGUCCCAACCUUUGCUGACGUUUCAGACUGACACAGACCCUGAAACAGGAGAAAAGAUUUUAACAUGUGUAUUACUUCCUCAAAUGCCUUCUGAGCCUGGUUGCCAAGAUAACCUACCACGAUGUGGUGCACUGGAGAGUUUGGUAAAUGAAAUGUCAGAUGAAACAUGGAAUGAGCGGGCAGUGAACAGAGUCAGUGCAAUUCGCUUCUUGGAAGAUGAAAAAGAAGAAGAGGAUAAUGAAAUGAGAACACUUCUAAGGCGAGCCACUCCACACCCUGGAGAAUUAAAGAACAUGAAAAAGACAGUGGAGAAUUUACGGAAUGAUAUGAAUGCUGCUAAAGGACUGGAUUCAAACAAAAACGAGGUCAAUAAUGCCAUUGACAGAGUGACCACUUCUGUGUAGAGUUUCAUCUCCAGGUUUUACCUCCUGUGUCUUCCCCUGCUGUUGAAAUGUUCCUGUCGUCUUCUGGGACCUCACUGAGCCCCUUUUUUGUUUUUAACCAGAACCUGAUUCAUCGUCUCCAUAUAUGUGAAAAGUGCUGCCCACUGGAAGAAAGUGCCUUAUUUCAUCCAGGCAGUGAACCAAUAAUUUCCAAAUCAAUAUUGUAAUUUUAACAGUGCUACGCUUUUUUAAUUGUAAUACACUACUGUAUGCAGAAUACGAUAUUUUUGUCUUAAACACAGGGGAGAUAAUGUUUUUCUUUUCCAGAGUGCUGGGGUAUCUUUUUCCCCAGUGGCUGGAUGUGCUGGUGAGAAAUAUAGUUUUGUGGAAAAUUGAUACACUUUUUUAUUUUUUUGGCAGCUCAGAUGGUGUAAAUUUUAAAUUUUUGUAUAGGACUUUCAUAACAAGAUGAUGUAUUUCAUUUUUAAGAGAAAAUUUAUCUUGAGCGGUACAUAUUUUAGUAUUUGUGGAAGAGAACAAGUUUCACGGACAACUGUACUCAUUUGUUUGUACCACCCAUUGUGCCUUAUUGUCUCUUGUAUGUCAUAUUGCUCUUCAAUCUAGCAAUUCUCGAGGAAAGUGAGUAGAUUUAAACUUGGUCUCCUGUUUCAGAUACGUUUUUCUUUUCGGACACUAUUUGUCGGGAUUUUUACAGCACCGAACUUAACGUUUAUAUCAUGGGAUUUUAGGUCGUGAAGCACAAGCGUUAGUUUCGUUGUAAACAGAAUUAAAAUGACCAAACUGCUAUUGUUUAUUACAUAAUGCACUCACACUUUAACUUAGCUGUAAUGAGACAUCUUGGUUUGGAUGCCGUGUUGCGUUGCAGUCACUAGAAAUUCAUGCUUCCGUUGUUGGGGUUUGUUUUUUUAAUGUGCCAUCUGUAAAAUAACUUGAAAAACUGCACAAUAGACUUUCAGAAGCACAGUAUGAAACUAGUUUUAUGUAUUACACAAGAAAGCAUGAUUCUUUAAAGUGCUUUGGUGGUUUUAUAUAAAUAUAUAAAACCAUAAUAAAAACAAAUCUUUAAAAGCUUCA
This is a messenger RNA of Eurypyga helias (sunbittern), 2372 nucleotides long. RefSeq names its product leucine rich repeat containing 1 (gene LRRC1). NCBI's taxonomy places the organism in Eukaryota, Metazoa, Chordata, Aves, Eurypygiformes, Eurypygidae. The transcript has 12 exons. The record is from RefSeq and is a predicted model, not a curated record. Gene Ontology annotation, molecular function: protein binding. The annotation marks the transcript as partial. Gene Ontology annotation, biological process: neurotransmitter receptor transport postsynaptic membrane to endosome; neurotransmitter receptor transport, endosome to postsynaptic membrane. Gene Ontology annotation, cellular component: postsynaptic membrane; adherens junction; postsynaptic density.